Triticum urartu is the source of this 1117-nucleotide messenger RNA. NCBI's taxonomy places the organism in Eukaryota, Viridiplantae, Streptophyta, Magnoliopsida, Poales, Poaceae. The record is from RefSeq and is a predicted model, not a curated record.
UCCAUAUUGUUUUUAUUUCUUGGUGAUAUUGAGAAAAAUGGAAAGGAAUAGGCGGUAUUUUCAAGUGAAACAACUAUGCGAGUGAGUGCUCAAAAAAGGAUAGACGCAGGGCAUGGUGAACUGCUUGCUUGAGGUAUUAUACAAUACUGUUGCAUUUCGAAAUGGUAUGACUCUUUGUAUUGUUUUUCUUAAAUUGAAGAAGCAUGUUGCUUUCUUAAAUUGAAGAAGCAUGUCGAAGAAUCAUUCAGUACAUCAUCUCAAUAUGGAAUGUCAUCUAAAAAAUGGAACUGUAUCUUUUUUGGGCAACAGUAUACAGGAACUAGAACAAGCACCUGAAGCGGGCAGCCGGGCUAGACUAGAGCGCGUGUUCUACAGCAACAAUGCCGGGCACGAAGCACUGGUGAAGAUGUGCGCAGACGAGCACAUGCAGCAGUGGAAGGUGCUUCACGGCGGUCGCCGUGUCGUCGGGUACAUCGGGCUCCCAAGCUACUGAGGUAGUACACAAUUUUGAUGCUUUAGAUUUCUAUCUAUGUAGCCUACAUCUUAGCAUUAUGUAUGUGUAGUCUCCGAGAGUAAGGAAUAUAUUGUCCGGUUCAGUCACGUGGUGUGUAUUGGUGUUUAGAAUUCAGGCAUGUACUCAUUGAUGCUGAAAUUGAAAUCUGAAAGGCUGGUGGAGGAUGGUGUGGAGAGUGUCGCCGAACGUGGGUCUGUCCGGCUGUCACUACUGCUGGAGUUGCAGCGCCGGUACACAGAGAUCAACAGGAAGGUGGCCAUCGCCAGGACCCUCUUGAGCCUCAUGCAGGAGGACAUGUACGUACUAACAUAAACAAGAUGACAGAUAAGUUCUCUGCUCUUCAGCUCAAAGUGAUGGAGGUGAAUGCGUUGUUCACCAUGAAGCAGAAUCACUCCUCCAAAGGUGAACUAAUUAGCUUACAUUGUCUUUUUUUUGUAGUUUAUUCAUGCCAAGUUCAACGGCCCUCUGAACUUAUCUACGAAAGAAGUUUCUGAACUCUAAGCUUGUGUGACUAACGCUGAAGUGAUCUAUUGUGGUAACUCCUUUUGAAUCUCCCAGACCUGUUAGGACAGCAAGGACAAGUGCACGAUGGUGCGCCGAAGC